Messenger RNA from Microbotryum saponariae, 1475 nucleotides. Lineage: Eukaryota; Fungi; Basidiomycota; Microbotryomycetes; Microbotryales; Microbotryaceae. The record is from the annotation of a GenBank genome assembly.
AUGGCUAAAGGAAAGGACUACUAUGCGAUCCUGGGACUGCAGAAGGAUGCGAAUGAACAACGUAGGUACUCUUUCUGGGGCGGGGGGAUCGUCUGACCUCGUUCGGGAACGAUGAACUGACUCUCGUCAUGAUUUUGGCCCCUCCUCCCAGAGAUUCGUUCGGCGUACAAGAAGAAAGCGAUGUUGUACCACCCCGAUCGAAACCCGGAUAAUACGGAGGAGGCAUCCAAGAAGUUCAAGGAAGUUAGCGAGGCCGUUGAGGUAUUGACGGUGAGUCUUACUCUGAGCCUUUCUUCGCCAGCUCGGAUGGGACAUGGGAGAUACUGAUGAAGUUUCAUUUGAACAACACAGGACUCGAACAAACGAGCCAUCUACGACCAAUUCGGUGAAGAAGGGCUCAAAAUGGGCGGCGGUGGAGGAGGAGGAGGCCCACCGCCAGGAGGAGCAGGAGGGAACCCCUUCGCCGGAGCAGGGGGUGGAUUCCCACCCGGUGCAUUCUCCUUCUCUACGUCGGGAGGAGCGCCAGGUGGAGGGCCCGGUGGAUUCCAACCUUCGGAUCCGAAUGAUAUCUUUGCUUCGUUGUUUGGGAGUAUGGGAGGCAUGGGCAGGAUGGGCGGGAUGGGCGGUGGGAGAGGUGCGAGGGGUGGGGCCGGGGGAAAUCCGUUUGCUGGGAUGGGGGGGAUGGGGGGUAUGCCCGGCGGUCCGAUGGAUACGAGUGAUGAGGAGUAUCGCGAGGAGAAGCCGCAGGAAGUUGGUGAGUUAUCGGGCGCGUGGGUCGGAAUUAUCAGCAAUACGGGGUGGAAACUGAUUCCUUGACGCUUCCCUGACCCUACAGUCAAGCAGUUGCCUGUCUCGCUCGAGGAUCUGUACAAGGGCGCGACCAAGAAGCUCAAGGUGACCAAGAAGCGUCGUGCGGGUGGCGAAGAGGCCAACACGCUUGAGAGUAGGUCCUUUGUUGGGUCUGAGGCGAGCUUCCCAUCAGGGACGGAAAAGCUGACGGCGUUAUCGCUUCCCUUCUUCCUGCAGUCGCCGUCAAGCCCGGAUGGAAAGCCGGUACCAAAGUUCGGUUCGCCAAAGCCGGCCACGAAACCGCUACGUCUGCUCAAGAUCUCGUCUUUGUGAUCGAAGAAAAGCCGCACCCGACCUUCAAACGUGAAGGUGACGACCUCAUCUACGAACUCAAGGUACCCCUCGUCGACGCUCUCACGGGCCCUUCGUCACCAGACGCCAAGACAAGCUCCAUCACGACGUUGGAUGGACGAACGAUCAAAGUGGAUGUACCUUAUCCCAGUCCUACGUCGGGUGGGAAACCGCUUUCCUCCGGUCAGGUCAUCAAGGUCCCUGGUGAGGGUAUGCCGAUUUCGAGGAAGAACGCACCGAAGAAGAAGGGGGAUUUGCUCGUCAAGGUCCAGGUGGAGUUCCCGGCUCGUUUGAGUGCGAGUCAGGUCGAGGGACUGAGGAAGGUGUUGGCUUGA